Molecule: messenger RNA, 1150 nt
Organism: Truncatella angustata
Lineage: Eukaryota; Fungi; Ascomycota; Sordariomycetes; Amphisphaeriales; Sporocadaceae
Product: ketose-bisphosphate aldolase
Exons: 2
Coding region: 273-1133 (286 amino acids)
Biological process (GO): carbohydrate metabolic process
Molecular function (GO): zinc ion binding; aldehyde-lyase activity
Source: RefSeq, a predicted model, not a curated record
AUUUUGAACCGUUCAAGUUGUGUCUGCCAGUGUUCGUUAACGAGGGUCGAUGGGUAGUGCUUUUGUCGCAACUUCGCGCGCCAUGUUCUGAUGGAGUAUAAUUCUGUUUGGUAACCGGUCAUAUGUCAAUGAAUUUCUACCGUUUUCUUGCGCAAUUGCCAAAUUGUCGCUUGUUUACGAGCUGACAAUAUUCCGGAUUGACACAAUAUAUGGUGUUGUCUUGUACGACUACAAGUCAAGACUGACGCUGUUAGCCCGUCCAGCAAUAUAUCAUGGAGUGGAAGAAGGAAAAUAAAACAUAUAAGAUUCUCACAGCCGCCGAGAAAGGUGGCUAUGGAGUUGUUGCACCUAUUGCAUACAACAUUGAAUGCAUCUUAGCUUUUAUUCGAGCCGCUGAAGCAAAACGAGCGCCUCUAAUUCUUCAGUUUUUUCCUUGGGCUAUCGCGUAUAGUAAUGGGCUACUUAUCCACGCGGCUGCAAAGGCCGCCCGCGAAGCUUCUGUCCCCAUUGCGAUCCACCUUGACCACGCACAAGACGAGGAGCUCAUUCAACAUGCAGCGGCCAACCUGCCUUUCGACUCCAUAAUGGUAGAUAUGAGCCACUUCGAGAUGGAAGAGAACCUAUCAAAGACGCGGGCCUUGGUCGCUUUUUGCAACGAGCACAAAAUCACAACAGAAGCCGAGCCUGGCCGCAUUGAAGGUGGUGAGGACGGCAUCGCGGAUACUAUAGAUCUGAAUGGUGCCCUGACGACUGAGGACCAGGUCGAAGAUUUCAUUGCCACAGGCAUUGACUUUUUAGCACCUGCUUUUGGAAAUGUGCAUGGAAAAUACGGCGCAAGAGGGCCGGUACUGGAGUACGACAGAUUGGCUAUGAUCCGGAAAAAGGCCGACAAUCGGGUUAGGGUCGUGCUACACGGUACGAAUGACUUCCCAGAAGACGUAAUGCAGAGCUGUAUCAAGGGUGGCUGCAGCAAGAUCAACGUAAAUAAGCUGGUAUUGGACGAUUAUCUAAGGUAUAUCAGAGAGAAGGCAUCCACGGUGGGCCUAACGACACUGAUGGAGGAGGGUACCAUGGAGAUCGAGAAGUUGGUCGCUUGGCAAAUGGAUGUUACAGGCUCAGCUGGCAAAGCAUAGAUGAAAUAAUGCAGAUA